AUGCAAUCCCGCCUCGGCCGACCUGACAUGGACGAGGUGCUCGAUGCAGACAUGCAAGGAACACCACCUCAUGCUCCGUUGUGUAGCGAUGAAGAAGUUGGGGACAACAGGGGCGAAAGCGACUCUGAUGAAUCGGAGUGGGGAACUGUGAGGGGCAACUUCCGCAUCAACGACAUCCUGAGGGAUAGAGAUGGUGGUGGUGACGCGGAGGAGGAAGGGGAGAUACAGCUGUACGUGCCAGAACCCGUCGUUACUCUUUGCAGCAGCAGCAAUCAGAAGCCGGAUGUACCACGCCUGCCAAUCGAGAGCUUCCCUUUUGGACGCCGUGUGUGGGUUGUGGACGAAGAGGACGUGCAUCUGCUGCUGCGCGAGUACUGGGAUGACUCCUACCGCGCUGUGUGUAAUGGUAGAUUGUCUGGAACAGUAGUGCGGCACUCAUACAACUUAACGCUCGUACUCUUUCACGACUCACACCUUGAUGUGACCUUUAGUCUGAGCCUGCCGCGCGCCUGUCUGUCAACGGCUCCCAUCGAAGCAUACAGCCGAUCACCGCACGUCAGUAGCGGUCUCCUCAACUCGUACUUUGGCAUUGGUAAUCUCGGUCCACGAACGGGGCGGGGCCGCGAGGAAUCCACAGCGACGGCGUUAAUAAAACGACAGUUCUACGAGGCCCUGCCGGUGAUGGAGGUGCAGGUGCAGCAGGGUCUGCCACGUUUGAGCUUGGCACAGGAUUUACUCCUUGAAGGGGCAUUUGAGGAGGCUCUUGCGCUUCUGAAUGAAUUGCUUGCUGGGGCAUCUGAAAGAGCCGAUGUAUUAGUUCUGCGCUCUCGCGCAAAUAUUUUCCUUGAAAAGUACGAGGAGGCGCUGAGGGAUGCGUUGGAUGUGAUUGCCUUGAACCCACAUUGGGUGAGGGGUUACCUUAGCGCCGCACGGGCUCAGAGUGGACUUGGGAAGUUUUCAACUGCUGCUUCGCAAAUCAAUCGGGUCAUGUUGAUGCUACCUCAUAGUCGAGAGCUGCGCAAAAUCGAGGAGCUCAAUGCUUUUCUGCAGAAUCUGCAAAGGGAACUACCAAGCAAGGAUUUGAGUCUGUAUUUGGAUUUCCGUUACGCGAAGCAGCUUCUCGCGUGUCGCCGGUUUAGGAAAGCUGAUGUUGUGUAUAGUGAAGACCGAGCGGUCCUUGCAAUGGAGUCCAUAUUCUCGGAUUCCCCGUCCCGCUGCUGUGUGUGCCUGAAGCCCCGCGGGGAAAUGAUGCGUGUCCCCGUAGAGUCUGGCGGUUGUGGCGCCUCCGAGGAGCUUGCAUGCUACUGUAGUGUGGAGUGCCAGCAGCGAUCGUCGCUCUUCUUCGCAAUGGAGCUUGGUCGUCACCGUGCUGCAGUGAGGGAUGCGCGCGAUCUCAUCUCCGUCACCUCCACGAUGCGGAUGCGGCACGCACCGCUCGACAUGGCGUGCAUGGCGGUGCGGCUAUACUUGAUGAUCUGUGUCACACACGAACGACUCUCGUCGCAGCAGCGUCGCCACGCCGAUAGCAGCACGUCGCUGGCGGGGGGUAGUCAAAGCGCCGGCUCCAAUGCAGGUGGCCUGCUGCCGCUGCAGGCCGCGCUAAAGCACCUUGGCGUUUUCCCGCUCCCCACUGACACACUGGGUGCACGUGUGCGGGAUGAGAUGUGCGUGGUGUACGACACACUCACACGGACCUUCACGGAGGAUGAGAAGCAGAUGUAUCCACUCGCCUUCUUCUACGCGCUGUACGAGUACGUGCGCACGUUUGCUGUUUCCGUCGUGGUGGAGGGAGAGAAGCCUGACUGCAGACUGUACUAUCUGCCGAAGCUGCUGGGGGCGGUGCGUCGCGUUGAGCCAGCGAAGGCGAACUGCGUUGUUUCGAUUGAUCACGCCACUAUGCGUAUGUCGCUGGUUGCGGUCCGGGACAUUUUAUCCGACGAGACGCUAUCCAUUCCCAUGUGGGAUGCGGCCAACACGCGGUGA
Molecule: messenger RNA, 1983 nt
Organism: Trypanosoma grayi
Lineage: Eukaryota; Euglenozoa; Kinetoplastea; Trypanosomatida; Trypanosomatidae
Exons: 1
Coding region: 1-1983 (660 amino acids)
Molecular function (GO): Hsp90 protein binding
Source: RefSeq, a predicted model, not a curated record